UUCACCGAAAGCAAAAUAACAACGACGAAAUAAAGAAAAUUUUUGCAAAAAUUUUUUAUAUAUCGAAGAAAAAAUAGAUUUUUAGUGCUUUUAUACAUAGAAAUUUUUAACAAAAUCUUUUCAAAAAGACUGCAUUUCAGUUUUAAAUUAACAAAAAAAUGAUAAAUUCCGUGCGAUAUGAACGCAGCAACAGCAGUGAACAAAUGCAAUUUAAUGUUUUGAGUGAUAGUGGCGGUCGCAGUAGUAUUGGAGGUGGUGAAUCACCUCUUACUCCUAGCCAAACAUCAACAACGCCUGCUAAUAGCAUGACAGAAGAACCCUUGGGUAUAGGAAAUAUUCUUUGCACCCAUGAUGGCGUUCUGUUGAAAAAAGCCAGUGCUGAACAUAUAGCUGACCUUAAUACCAGCGGCUCUUUGUCGUUGGUGGAAUAUGGUCCCUCUAAACGUUUGUAUAUAGAGUGGAAACCUAAUGAAAAUAUUUUAAUCGCAGAUGAUAGCCAGGAUCAAGGUGAUUGGGCUUUAGUUGAUACUAUAUCACAACGUAAUCGCACCGUUUCAGAGUGUAAAGUUUUCAAUACAAAACCCAUGGAAACAUCUACGGGUUCUAUACCAAAAGCUCGCCUUAUACGCACUUUUCUGGAGGAUUUAUCUGGUAUUGAGGUCAAACAACGUCGCCAAACUAUUAAGUUUAUGCGUAAAUUAGAUGGCACUUUACACACCGAAUUCUUUUUCCAGCACGGCAAUGCUGAUCUAUUUUUAAGUAGCCUUAAGAAGUUACACGUCAUCGAUAUGGCUCCUGCAGCUCGAGCUGGGGAAGAAUAUGUUAUCCUAACCACCGAGACCCAAAAACUAAAGAAAACUUUUGCCGAGCUUGAUAUAGGAGAAAUAAAGGCCAGUUCCUUGGGCAAUGAGGGCUGGCUACCGAAUAAAGUUGUUGGCUUACUAGCGAGUAUACCCGAUUAUAUGGCACAUAAAACACCACCCAAAGUUAGACCUGGCACCAUAGAAGUAAAAGAACGCCAGAAAUCAUCACCACCUUCUGACAACUAUCAGCUGGUGGGCAUAGGCGGCAGCACUAAUACCUCGGACUCGCGCAGUCGUGCCAGCAGUUUGGAUAAAUCACCAGAAAUGGAUUCAAGUGAAAUGGAAAAUGUUAAGGAAAUCGAUGAGAAAAUUAUACCACCCCUACCAGAACGAAAGCCGGUCUUAAGAGGUUUACCUCUUAACGAAAAUCAAUGGUUGGAAUUUCAAACACCCGAUGGUCGUAUUUCAGAUCCUUGUCGUAUUUUAGAAAUCAUAUUCAAAGGUGGCAUUGAACCCAAACUACGUUGUGAAGUUUGGAAGUAUCUACUAAACUACUAUCAAUGGAGUGACAAUGAGGUGGAGCGUAUAGCCAGACGAAAACAAAAGUCCAUGGAAUACUAUAGUAUGAAGGCUCAAUGGUUAUCGAUGACCACUAUACAAGAGGCGAAUUUUUCCGGUUAUCGUGAUCGCAAGUGUCAAAUUGAAAAGGAUGUUAAACGGACAGAUCGUUCUUUGGACUAUUUUGCCGGUGAAGAUAAUCCAAAUUUGUCGACAUUGCAGGGUAUAUUGAUGACCUAUGUUAUGUAUAAUUUUGAUUUGGGUUAUGUUCAGGGCAUGUCGGAUUUAUUGGCACCCAUUUUGGCAACAUUGGAAAAUGAAGUCGAUGCCUUUUGGUGUUUUGUUGGUUUUAUGGACAUGGUAUUCGCCAACUUUGAUAUCGAUCAAGCCGGCAUGAAAACACAAUUCAAUCAAUUACGUGCCCUCUUAGAAUUUGCAAAUCCUCGACUUUUUAAAUACAUGAUUAGCCACGAUUCGGAUAAUAUGUAUUUUUGUUUCCGUUGGCUUUUAGUUUGGUAUAAACGUGAAUUUUCCAAUGAUGACAUUUUAAAAUUGUGGGAAUGUCUGUGGACCAAAUUACCUUGUCCCAAUUUUCAUAUACUUAUAUCGGUAGCAAUAUUAGAUCAACAAACCGAUGUUAUUAUCGAAAGUCAAUAUGAAUUUACGGAAAUACUAAAGCAUGUCAAUGAACUAUCAGGAAAUAUUGAUUUGAGACGUACUUUGGAAAUAGCAGAAGCCAUAUAUCAUCAAAUAAAAGAGGCUGAAAAUUUACCCAAUACAAUAAGACUUAUAAUAGGAGAACCGCUAAUAGAGACAGAAGCCACUGGUGAGGGUGACAAUGAUACACCCGAACAGUUUGAUGACGAUUUUGAUGAAUUGGUGAGAGAACAGACACCAGAGGAGAAGAAACGCAAUCAAGAGUGGUUAGAGGAAGCCUGUGAACGUUCCAUGUUUUUGCAAUAUAUGUAAUAAUUUUAUAUUUAUAUACAUAUAACAAACUAGCGUAUAGAUUAUAAUGCAAAUUCAAAAUAGCACACAUUAAGUAGGAUUUUGUUUUCAGUUUUUGUUAUAGUUACUAUUAUAAGGCGUAUUGCAAAGUUUAAAAAAAACUCCUUAGCUAACUAUAGCAAAGCUAAGUUUCCUUUAGGGAAGUUCAAGAAAUACGCCUGUUUAUGUUAAAUUGUUUAGUCUUGUAUUUAAGUUGAAUUAUGAAUUAUUCUUUUUUUUUUUAUUUUAUAUUUUUUUUUAUAAUAAUAAGGCAGGUUAAAGCAAAUUAAAAAUUAUUAACUAUAUAUUAAAAUAAAUAAAAACAAAACGCCCCAUUUAAUGGCCUCAACAACUAUUGUUAUAAAAAAAAUAAAACGUAAAAUCUAUACGAUAAAUAUUAAUUAAACUUUAUUCCUUAUAUAUCCAAUAUCUUUAUGUAUUUGCCGAAAAAAAACCAAAACAAAAACUAAUAUCAAUUAUUUUAUAACGCAAACAACAAUUAAUGUUUAAAACGAGAUAUAUACAUACAAAUAUAAAACAUACAUAGUAUUUAAUUAUAAUAUAAUUAAAACAUUUUAAUUUUUAUUGAGAAACAAAAAGAAAAGCCACACAAUUUAAUUAGAUGGUGAAAUAAAAAAAUAACACAUUUUUUUCAAAAUAAAA
Lucilia cuprina (Australian sheep blowfly) is the source of this 3011-nucleotide messenger RNA. It is a transcript of the gene Tbc1d15-17, whose product is annotated as TBC1 domain family member 15. Gene Ontology annotation, molecular function: GTPase activator activity. Bases 159 to 2330 code for a protein of 723 amino acids. The transcript is spliced from 3 exons. Gene Ontology annotation, biological process: activation of GTPase activity. Lineage: Eukaryota; Metazoa; Arthropoda; Insecta; Diptera; Calliphoridae. The record is from RefSeq and is a predicted model, not a curated record.